UCCGCAAACGACGUCGUCGAGGGCCACCUGCAUUUUCUCCAUCUCCGGCGAACCGUGCUGUAUGGUGGGAUAUCAUCGGAUUCACUAAUUUCGGGGAAUCGGGAUGCUCACGCCGAUUUCCGACUAUGUCCUCUCACGAGCAAGCCCUAGUAUCCCUUUUUUCCCAGCUAGCCUUGUCCUUCGACGGCGCCAUUUUGGGUCUCGCCUUGGCCUAUGCCGCUGUUCGGUCCGUCCUCAAACUUACUGCUAACUCCGCCGCGCUCGACAAGCUCAGCGUCGCCCCUACUGUCUCCGUUUCUGACCUCCGGUCACUUCUGGACAGUUCCGACGCUGACGGCGAUUCCCAAGGUUGCGACAAACUCGUUAUUGUCCGUGGCACUGUCGAGGCCAAGUCUGCCGUUGAGAGCGGCUGGAAAAGCUUAAGAUCUAGUGUGUUAGUUUCUCGCGAGUCUGGCGAUAACGCUGUGGUUAUUCAGAGAACUCAAACGUGUAUAUAUACUGAAUGGAAGGGCUUCUUCGGUUGGACUUCUGAUCUCCGAGCCUUAUUUGCUCGAAAUUUGAGGCAGCAAGAAUCUACAUCUUUAAGAACGGUUCCCUUUGUUCUCGUUGAUGGUGGACGGCGACCUCAUGGUGAUUAUGUUGUUGUCAAUUUGGAAGGCUCAAGGCAUCCCUUACCUCUUACUACAGUUUAUCAUAAAUUGCAACCGAUAAAUGCUUCUCCUUACACAUUCUUACAGGCACUUUUUGGACAUGAGUAUCCAGUUGGGCUGCUGGAUGAAGAGAAAAUUCUGCCUUUGGGAAAGGAUAUCAGCGCUGUUGGCAUGUGCUAUUUUAGAAAUGGAAUUGCUGAAAUUAAGUCAUGCAAAGAGCUGCCAUAUUUUCUGUCUGAAAUGAGCAAAGAUCAGAUGAUUGUGGAGCUUAAAUUUAAAACAAAGGUACUUUUUUGGAGUGGUAUCAUUCUGGGUUCACUGUCAGUGGGCAUUCUUGGUUAUGCUUUCGUGAGAAACUGGAACAGAUGGAAACAAUGGAGGCACCAGAGGCAGGCUCAGCAGCAAGGGCAAACCAACUAUGAUAAUGCUGAAUUUGAGAUUUUAGACAAUGAGAUGGAAGAGGUUCCGGAUGGACAGUUAUGCGUUAUAUGCCUGAUGAGGAGAAGGCGUUCUGUGUUUAUUCCCUGUGGGCAUCUUGUGUGUUGCCAAGGGUGUGCCAUAUCAGUUGAGCGCGAAGUGGCACCUAAGUGUCCUGUUUGUAGGCAGGAAAUUCGCAAUUCAGUGCGGAUAUUUGAAUCAUGAGCAGACAGUAGCUACUACUUGGUUACCUGCAUCGAGCCUGGCAUGCCUGCUGAAACACAUCUAUCUUGGUUAGCAGAAGGGUCGCAUUUUCCUUUUCUGUUUAGAUGAUCUAGAUUAUGCCGAAUCCUUCCUUGCCUCAUUGGUCCUGUGAAUUCCAGUGAAUGAUUUGUAUAUUCUUAAUAUCACUUUGAUAGAUUGGUUUUAGCCGGCCCUCCUUUCUGGGAAAGUUCUGUGUUGAUAACUAAAUAUGUUUUGAAACCGUUAGGUAUAGUGUUGGCACCGUUUACGGUGUAUAUAGAGAACUCUAU
Neltuma alba is the source of this 1600-nucleotide messenger RNA. Its product is annotated as E3 ubiquitin-protein ligase SPL2. The coding region runs from base 126 to 1292 and encodes 388 amino acids. Gene Ontology annotation, molecular function: ubiquitin-protein transferase activity. Gene Ontology annotation, biological process: organelle organization; protein ubiquitination. The record is from RefSeq and is a predicted model, not a curated record. NCBI's taxonomy places the organism in Eukaryota, Viridiplantae, Streptophyta, Magnoliopsida, Fabales, Fabaceae. The transcript is spliced from 6 exons.